CCGGGAGGAGGCGCCUGCCGCUAACAAAAGUCGGCGAUCGGCAGCUGUGCCCGGUUUCCCUGCCCGGCAACAAGUGGCUGGAGGGGGCUGCCCGAGCUGCGAGGAGGGAGGGAAGGAAGGCGGGAGGGAGGGAGAAGAAGAAAAGCCAAAGCUGAGCCCGCGCGCUGUGCGGCGGGUCCCGUGGAUUACAACUGGGGCAGGGAAGGCGCCUUCGCCUCGAGAUGGUGGGCGGCGGGGAGCGGCGGUGAGCAUGAAGGCGGCAGGAUGGGCGCCAGCAACGGCAAGCAGUACGGCAGCGAGGGCAAAGGCAGCUCAAGCAUCUCAUCCGACGUGAGUUCAAGUACAGAUCACACGCCCACCAAAGCCCAGAAGAAUGCAGCUACCAGUGAAGAUUCCGACCUGAGCAUGCGGACUCUCAGCACUCCCAGUCCAGCACUGAUAUUCCCACCAACAUCUCCCGGUUUCCAGAAUGGUCGAGGCUCCUCUACUUCGUCAUCCUCAGUCACUGGGGAAACGGUGGCCAUGGUCCACUCUCCCCCUCCCACCCGCCUCACUCACCCCCUUAUCCGCCUGGCGGCCAAGCAGCAGAAGGAGCAGGCCCACAUCGACCGGCUGCCCGACCAAUCCAUGAUCCACAUCUUCUCCUUCCUGCCCACCAACCAGCUGUGCCGCUGCGCCCGCGUGUGCCGCCGCUGGUACAACCUCGCCUGGGACCCCCGGCUCUGGAGGACUAUACGCCUGACCGGCGAGACCAUCAAUGUGGACAGGGCUCUUAAAGUGCUGACGCGAAGGCUUUGUCAGGAUACACCCAACGUAUGUCUCAUGUUGGAGACGGUAAUUGUUAGUGGCUGCAGGCGGCUCACAGACAGAGGACUCUACACCAUUGCCCAGUGCUGUCCGGAACUGCGGCGGCUGGAGGUGUCUGGCUGUUACAAUAUCUCCAACGAGGCGGUCUUUGAUGUCGUGUCACUGUGUCCAAAUCUGGAACACCUGGAUGUGUCAGGCUGCUCCAAAGUAACAUGUAUCAGCUUGACUCGCGAAGCCUCCAUCAAGCUGUCUCCCUUACACGGCAAACAAAUCUCCAUCCGCUACCUGGACAUGACGGACUGCUUUGUCCUGGAGGACGAAGGACUGCACACUAUUGCCGCCCACUGCACUCAGCUGACCCACCUGUACCUGCGCCGCUGCGUCCGCAUCACCGACGAAGGUCUCCGCUACCUGAUGAUUUACUGCACGUCCAUUAAGGAACUGAGCGUGAGCGACUGUCGCUUUGUCAGUGACUUCGGCAUGCGGGAGAUAGCCAAGCUGGAGUCGCGCUUGCGAUACCUGAGCAUCGCCCACUGCGGCCGGAUCACGGACGUGGGCAUCCGCUACAUAGCCAAAUACUGCAGCAAGCUGCGCUACCUCAAUGCGCGGGGCUGCGAGGGCAUCACGGACCACGGCGUGGAGUACCUCGCCAAAAAUUGCACAAAACUCAAAUCGCUAGAUAUCGGCAAGUGCCCUCUGGUCUCAGACACCGGCCUGGAGUUUCUAGCCCUCAACUGCUUCAACCUGAAGCGCCUCAGCCUGAAAUCGUGCGAGAGCAUCACUGGGCAGGGCCUCCAGAUUGUAGCUGCCAACUGUUUUGACCUGCAGAUGUUGAAUGUGCAGGACUGUGAUGUUUCUGUGGAUGCUCUGCGAUUUGUUAAACGACACUGCAAGCGCUGUAUUAUAGAGCACACCAACCCUGCCUUCUUCUGAAAGGAUACUCCACCCGUUGUUACAAUGCAGUAUUAAAAACACUGAUGUAUAAACGCACGCUCCCGUAUUCAGUAAUGCUGUUUUUUUGUAGCUCACGGGAGUCAGCUUUUCUUGUAUGUUGUUGAUGAGGGAGCGUUUCUAGAGGACUAUUUUGUUUGCUUUAUGUAUGAUCACUUUUGAAGGUGCGGUGGGUCUCCGUUGAGAGCCUGCCUUAAUGCACGACCAGUGAGUGCUCAGCAUCCCUAGUGGGUUGCCAUUUCCGUAACAGCCAUGGUCUUGUCCCAAGCUAACGUAGCUACCUCCAAAGGAAAUAGCACAUAAUCCCUCCUUUGGAAAGGCUGCUAAGCUGUGUCAAACACAUCUGAAUUCCAGCUGUGCUCUUAAAGCUGACUAUGCAAUAUAUGUCUCUGUUCUCCAAUUUCUCCAAUAUGGCUGAUAAAGCAUCCCCUUAUCUCCAAGUAGUUUUUCCUUGGUAGUCACUCAUUGUAAUCCCUCAGGAAAUACUGGGUGGUGUUUUUAAAUAUACUUCACUGAGGCAGAAGACCUGCUGGCCUUUGCUGAGCACUCUGCUGCACGAGUCUGGAGAUUGUGCUGAAGCAUGGUUUCUCAUGGAAAGCUCUUUUCCAGUUCACUUAUGUAUCAUCACUACUUGCCUUCGGUUCUAAAUCUGCCCUUACCUGCAUCUGUAGUAGCAGCUCCUGGGUCUGAUAAGCAGUGACAUUUUCACUUGAGUGAAGGAAAACAGAUAAGAUAUUGGUGGCCUUGCAAAGGGAGAAGCCAGCAAUCCAAGAGGCUAUUACAAUUCUGCAACAAACUGAGCUAGCACUGCAGUACACUGGGGCCCCUGUGAUGCUGAGGAAUGGCUGACACAGGCAGUGCCCAUUGCUGCACUGUACUGCUGUCACCAGAAGGUCUGUCUGCUCCUUCACAGUACCUCUUCAACAGCCGUGACACUGCUGCAGCUGCCUCUCUCUGCGCAACCCAGGCACAUGUGUUGUGGUGUAUUCAGUAUGUGCCUUAGUACAUGUAGAAACCUCACCCCUUUCUGUGGCCUUCCAGUUUAACAGGUAGAUGGCUGAUCUCAGGUCUUCAAAGAGGUUAGCUUGUUGUUAGGUGACAUCCUGGGAGAGAGAGGGGCUUAGAAUGUAUUCACAUCAGAGGUUUCAUUUUGUGAAACCUUGUCUCAUGUGUUCCCAAAGGCUGGAUAAAUGGCUGCUGUUCAGCAAGGAAUUACCAACACCAGCAUUGCCUUGUGACACUGCAAGCCCGCUGUACUCUCAUGGUCACUCUUGCUCAUGCAAGAGCAAGCAGGGCUUGGAGUUUCCCCUCUGCUGCCUCUUUCCUCAGAGCACACAGUCAUUUUGUGGUUCCUUUCUUCACCAUUUUCUGGCAGCCGUUUCUCUGCAGUUUCACAUUUACUGCUCAGAUUGGAAGCCAAAGAUGUGAAGGGGUGAUGAUAUUUUCAGGCAGGCCCCCUGUGCGUGACUGACAGGUGAAUUCAUACAGUCAGCAUUGUGAAUUUAUACAUUCAUCUCAAAUGCUAUAAAUGUCUUGGUAAAGAACAUAAGAAGGGAAGCACCGUGUCUGGUUUUCAUAAGCAGUAGUUCCAUCAUCUCCAGACAACACUCAUAAAAUCAUUGAUAUGAAGUGAAAAUCCACAUGUUCACGAAAAAUACAUAAUUGCUGAGGAAAUACUUGCAGCAGUGCUCUCUCAGAUUACAAAAAGCAAUGCUUUGGGCACGUCCCUGCAGAGGGAACUUGUCCUACUUGUGCAAAAAGUCCUGUAACCUACGUAUGUUCCUCCAGUUUGGAGUUUCCUAACUUCUGGUAUGUCACCACCUGUGAAUUACAAAUGCGAUUGUACUGAAGCAAGGAGGGCUAAGGAACAUGAAUUUGUUAUUGCUACUGUUACUGGUCAGCGGGUAGCAGAGAGUAAUCCCAUCCUUUGACCAGUUAACAUCACUUUAGUUUUCCUUUCUGUGUUUUUAAAAUUAGAGAUUCUUUUCCAGCCAGUAUUACAGCGUAUUUUAUCCGAGCCAGCUAUACUCUCUGUUUAUCCUUUAUCUGAAAACGGCCCCAAGAACAGUUAAAUGUUGAGCCCAUUUCUGAAGAUGGUGGGAUUUAGAGCCAUUUGCACUCAUGAAAUAUAAGGCCUCAUUAGUAACAUUUAACUGUUUAUUAGGAAGAAAAAAAAAUCUACUUUUCUGGCUAAGCUAAAUUGAGUGAAUAGUGCUACAUGGUUUUUAAGGUUUCUAAUGUUUAAAUUGGCCUGUACUGUACAAAUCUCACUAUAAAGCCUUAAUUUGCUACCAAGAAAUAAAGCAAUAUAUUGGUAACUGAUGAGA
Messenger RNA from Meleagris gallopavo (turkey), 4085 nucleotides. It is a transcript of the gene FBXL7, whose product is annotated as F-box and leucine rich repeat protein 7. The record is from RefSeq and is a predicted model, not a curated record. Gene Ontology annotation, molecular function: protein binding. Lineage: Eukaryota; Metazoa; Chordata; Aves; Galliformes; Phasianidae. Gene Ontology annotation, cellular component: SCF ubiquitin ligase complex. Gene Ontology annotation, biological process: SCF-dependent proteasomal ubiquitin-dependent protein catabolic process.